Molecule: messenger RNA, 1781 nt
Organism: Myodes glareolus (Bank vole)
Lineage: Eukaryota; Metazoa; Chordata; Mammalia; Rodentia; Cricetidae
Gene: Alk
Product: ALK receptor tyrosine kinase
Biological process (GO): regulation of cell population proliferation; multicellular organism development; positive regulation of kinase activity
Cellular component (GO): plasma membrane; signaling receptor complex
Molecular function (GO): ATP binding; protein binding; transmembrane receptor protein tyrosine kinase activity
Source: RefSeq, a predicted model, not a curated record
CCACCUGCCGCUCUCUCUGAUCCUCUCCGUCGUGACCUCUGCCCUGGUGGCCGCCCUUGUCCUGGCGUUCUCCGGCAUCAUGAUCGUGUACCGCCGGAAGCACCAGGAGCUGCAAGCUAUGCAGAUGGAGCUGCAGAGCCCCGAGUAUAAGCUGAGCAAGCUCCGGACCUCGACCAUCAUGACCGACUACAACCCCAACUACUGCUUUGCUGGCAAGACUUCAUCCAUCAGUGACCUGAAGGAGGUGCCCCGGAAAAACAUCACCCUCAUUCGGGGCCUAGGCCAUGGCGCAUUUGGGGAGGUGUAUGAAGGCCAGGUAUCUGGAAUGCCCAAUGACCCAAGCCCUCUACAAGUGGCUGUAAAGACACUGCCGGAAGUGUGUUCAGAACAGGAUGAGCUGGAUUUCCUCAUGGAAGCUCUGAUCAUCAGCAAAUUCAACCACCAGAACAUUGUUCGCUGCAUCGGGGUGAGUCUGCAAGCCCUGCCCCGCUUCAUCCUGCUGGAGCUCAUGGCUGGUGGGGACCUCAAGUCCUUCCUCAGGGAGACGCGCCCGCGCCCAAACCAGCCCUCCUCCCUGGCCAUGCUGGAUCUACUGCAUGUGGCUCGGGACAUUGCCUGUGGCUGUCAGUACCUGGAGGAAAACCACUUCAUCCACCGGGAUAUUGCUGCUAGAAACUGUCUUCUGACCUGUCCAGGAGCUGGAAGAAUAGCAAAGAUCGGAGACUUUGGGAUGGCCCGAGACAUCUACAGGGCCAGCUACUAUAGAAAGGGUGGGUGCGCCAUGCUGCCAGUGAAGUGGAUGCCCCCAGAGGCCUUCAUGGAAGGAAUAUUUACUUCUAAAACAGAUACGUGGUCUUUUGGAGUGUUGCUGUGGGAAAUAUUUUCUCUUGGGUAUAUGCCAUAUCCCAGCAAGAGCAACCAGGAAGUUCUGGAGUUUGUCACCAGUGGAGGACGGAUGGACCCACCUAAGAACUGCCCCGGGCCUGUCUACCGGAUAAUGACUCAGUGUUGGCAGCAUCAACCUGAAGACAGACCCAACUUUGCCAUCAUUUUAGAGAGGAUUGAGUACUGCACCCAGGAUCCGGAUGUCAUCAACACAGCUCUGCCCAUAGAAUAUGGCCCAGUGGUGGAGGAGGAGGAGAAAGUGCCCAUGAGGCCCAAAGACCCCGAGGGGAUGCCUCCUCUGCUGGUGUCCCCCCAGCCCGCGAAGCACGAGGAGGCGCCCGCCGCCCCCCAGCCCGCAGCCCUAGCGGCGCCAGGUCCCUUGGUGAAGAAGCCCCCGGGGGCGGCCACGGGAGCAGGAGCGGGUGCGGGUGCGGGCCGGGUGCCCCGAGGGGCAGCCGAUCGGGGCCACGUAAACAUGGCGUUCUCUCAGUCCAACCCUCCCCCGGAGCUGCACAAGAGCAUGGGCUCCAGAAACAAGCCCACCAGCCUGUGGAACCCCACCUACGGCUCGUGGUUCACGGAGAAGCCAGCCAAAAAGACCCAUCCCCCACCGGGCGCCGAGCCACAGGCGCGGGCAGGAGCGGCAGAGGGUGGCUGGACCGGGCCGGGCGCGGGGCCCCGCAGACCCGGGGCUGCGCUGCUGCUUGAGCCAUCGGCGCUGAGCGCCACCAUGAAGGAGGUACCGCUGUUCCGGCUGCGCCACUUCCCCUGCGGGAACGUCAACUACGGCUAUCAGCAGCAGGGUCUCCCCUUGGAAGCCACCGCUGCCCCCGGGGACACCGUGCUGAAAAGCAAGAAUAAGGUCACCCAGCCAGGGCCCUGAGCCCCACGCCACA